Medicago truncatula (barrel medic) is the source of this 2368-nucleotide messenger RNA. RefSeq lists its product as uncharacterized. The transcript is spliced from 10 exons. Bases 481 to 2121 code for a protein of 546 amino acids. NCBI's taxonomy places the organism in Eukaryota, Viridiplantae, Streptophyta, Magnoliopsida, Fabales, Fabaceae. The record is from RefSeq and is a predicted model, not a curated record.
AUGUCCUUAUCUAUGUCUGUCAACAACAUUUAAUUGUUAGCAAUAUGCAUGUAACACAGUAAUAAAUAUCAUUAAACAUCUCAGUUCAGAAUUUGUUUCAUUGUUGUCAUCAUUAUCCCAUAUUGGUACUUUACACAAGCAACAACUGUAACACUUUCAUUAGUCAUUAUAUGAGGUCGUAUAUGUAACACCUUAAACAAACCUCGUCCUUCUCAUUUGUUUUCACCAUCUUCUUCCAUAUUUUUUUAUUAUUUGUAUAAAACAAAAACCAUUUUUUCUUCUUUUUCCCGCUCCAUGAAUUGUAUAAAACCUUUCUCAGUUUCUCUUUUUCUCUGUUGUUUGUGAAUUAUUGGUUACUGUUUUGCAGAUUCACUUUAUCAGAGUUAGCAUAACUUUGUGCAUGUUUUUACUACCUUUUUCUGCUGUAGUAUUUCAUUAGAUUGCAUUAUUUUGUUUCUUGUUUUGUGUGAAAGUGGUAACAUGAGUAGCAGAGAGCACACCACUCUUCAGGACAAGAUGGAAAAAGGAGGGAGCAGGAAAAUGGCUGCACAUAAUACUUUGAAAAAAGGACGUCGAGAAAGGAAAAUGGCUUUGAUACAAGAUGUUGAUAAGUUAAAGAGGAAGCUAAGACAUGAAGAGAAUGUUCAUAGAGUGUUAGAAAGAGCACUCACUAGACCUUUGGGCGCACUUCCUCGUCUUCCUCCUUAUCUCCCUUCCCAUACGUUAGAGCUUGUGGCUGAAGUUGCGGUAUUGGAGGAAGAGGUGGUUCGAUUAGAAGAGAAGGUUGUGAAUUUCAGACAAGGUUUAUAUCAGGAAGCUGUGUACAUUUCCUCCAAGAGGAAUGCAGAAAAUUCGAUUGACUCCAUUGAGCAGAAUUCCAUCAAAGGAUCCAAACAUCAAAGGUCAAAAUCAUUGUCUCAAAGUGAGCUUAAUUCUACUACCACUAGGCCUCAGAUUUCUCUUGCCAUAAGUGCUUCUAGUAGAAAGCUAGUAAAUGGGAAGCAAUUGCAUUCCAAACAAGAUUCCUUAUCAUCAAUACCAGAAGAAAAAUCUAUUGAAAAGAAAAUGGCUAAAGUCAUCACUCCAGUGAAGAAAUCACCAACCAAACAAGAAUCAGCUGACAAGUGUGUAGAUCACGUGAAGUUGCAGCUGGAGAAGAGAUUAGUAGAUCAAGAAAGAGCACAAAAUUCCUCAGGUGAUAAGGUGUUAGAAGUUGAUAGCACACCAAAUAGAGUUUCAGAGGAUAUAGUCAAGUGUUUGUGUAGCAUAUUUAUGAGAAUUUCCAUAUUCAAGGACAAUUUAGGAGAAUUGAAAACACCUCUACAUGAUCCAUAUGGUAUCUGUUCAAUAUCCAAAACAAGAGAUAUUGGUGCCUACAAUAGCUUUUGUGAGAUUGAAGCUUCCGCCGUUGAUUUCAGCCGAAUGAAAAAUUCAGUGUUUCUGAUCAAUCGAUUAAAGUUCUUAUUUGGGAAACUUGCCUCUGUGAACUUGAAGGGUCUUACUCAUCAGGAGAAACUUGCAUUUUGGAUAAACACUUACAAUUCAUGUAUGAUGAAUGCAUAUUUAGAGCAUGGCAUACCAGAGAGUCCCGAAAUGGUUGUAGCACUGAUGCAGAAGGCCACAAUAGUAGUGGGGGGACACUUGCUCAAGGCAAUCACAAUAGAGCACUUCAUCUUGAGACUUCCUUAUCACCUGAAUUAUACCUGUCUGAAAUCUGCAAAAAAUGAUGAGAUGAAAGCAAGAGGCAUAUUUGGUUUGGAAUGGUCUGAACCUUUGGUUACAUUUGCACUAUCAUGUGGAAGCUGGUCAUCACCUGUGGUAAGGGUGUACACAGCAUCACAAGUUGAUAAUGAGUUAGAAGCAGCAAAGAGAGAUUAUUUACAGGCAGCAGUUGGCAUAACGAAAACAAACAAGUUAAUAAUUCCAAAGAUACUUGACUGGUUUUUACUUGACUUUGCAAAGGACUUGGAAUCUUUGUUGGAUUGGGUCUGCCUUCAGCUACCUGUUGAACUGAGAAAGGAAGCAGUUGAAUGCCUUGAAAGAAGGGGAAGGCAGCCUCUUUCACACAUGGUACAUAUGACGGCCUAUGAUUUCAGUUUCAGGUUGCUUGUACACCAGUAACCUGGUUUUUUUUAGACAACCACAAAUAAUCCAGUGAGAGGUGCUGUUAAUGUUCAAUAAGCACAGAUUUUUGAACUUUGAUGUUCUGGAUUUUGUAUAUUGGAUAGUUCACACAGAAAGUAGAUAACAAGUAAUGUUUCCUUUGAUAGGGUUUUGACCUUUGUAAACUGCAAUAAGGUCCUUUUUUUUUUAAAGACUGUAAUAAGGUCCUUAGCACUUAGCAGUAAGCAUAGAUUUUAUAGGAAAA